Mesorhabditis belari is the source of this 504-nucleotide messenger RNA. NCBI's taxonomy places the organism in Eukaryota, Metazoa, Nematoda, Chromadorea, Rhabditida, Rhabditidae. The record is from the annotation of a GenBank genome assembly.
AUGGUGGUGACCGGGAACGUCGAGGUGGAGGAGAUGAACGUCGAGGCGGAGGAGAUCAACGUCGAGGCGGAGGAGAUCAACGUCGAGGCGGAGAAGAUGAACGUCGAGGCGGAGGAGAUCAACGUCGAGGCGGAGAAGAUGAACGUCGAGGCGGAGGAGAUCAACGUCGAGGCGAAGGAGAUGAACGUCAAGGCGGAGGAGAUGAACGUCGAGGCGGAGGAGAUCAACGUCGAGGCGGAGAAGAUGAACGUCGAGGCGGAGGAGAUCAACGUCGAGGCGGAGGAGAUCAACGUCGAGGCGGAGAAGAUGAACGUCGAGGCGGAGGAGAUCAACGUCGAGGCGAAGGAGAUGAACGUCAAGGCGGAGGAGAUGAACGUCAAGGCGGAGGAGAUGAAGGUCGAGGCGGAGGAGAUGACCGUCGACGAUCAGAUCGCCGCUUUUAAAUGUUCGAUUAUUUUCGACAACAUGAUCUCUUUUGUCGCCUUGUUCAAUUAUUUGUGUGAU